Zingiber officinale is the source of this 1803-nucleotide messenger RNA. RefSeq names its product zinc finger protein ZPR1-like. Gene Ontology annotation, cellular component: nucleus; cytoplasm. Bases 149 to 1642 code for a protein of 497 amino acids. Gene Ontology annotation, molecular function: zinc ion binding. The record is from RefSeq and is a predicted model, not a curated record. The transcript has 16 exons. NCBI's taxonomy places the organism in Eukaryota, Viridiplantae, Streptophyta, Magnoliopsida, Zingiberales, Zingiberaceae.
CAUAAUUCAGGUUCUGGAAACGCCUAGGUCUACCCACACCACUCUUCGGAAAGGAGUAUCCAGAAGCGUGCGCUCGGCGGCUUUUAAACCUGCUCGUGCGAUUAACACACCGACGCGAGGCGAAGAGAUCGGAAGCGAGGUAGAUUCGAUGGAGAACGGCGAUCCGAUAAUCGACCUUCGUUCCGCGGCGGAGGCUGUCGUCGCGGAAGAGGAGGAUCUGGCGUCGGCGUCCGUGGCGCCGCUCCACCAGAUCGAGUCCCUCUGCAUGCGUUGCUUCAAGAAUGGCACGACGAGGCUUCUGCUGACUAGGAUACCGCACUUCAGAGAGAUUGUGUUGAUGGCAUUCGAGUGUCCACAUUGCAACGAGAGGAAUAAUGAGGUCCAGUUUGCCGGUGAACUCCAGCCUCGAGGAUGCUGCUAUAGCUUGGAAAUUCCUGCAGGGAACAGUGAGAUGCUUAAUCGGCAAGUGGUGAAAUCUGAUUCUGCUAUUAUUAAGGUUCCGGAACUGGAUUUUGAGAUUCCUGCUGAAUCUCAACGUGGAAGACUCUCCACAGUUGAAGGGAUACUUGUUAGAGCUGCAGAUGAAUUAGAUUCCCUUCAAGAGGAACGGAAGAAAGUGGAUCCUGUGACUGCUGAAGCUAUUGAUCAAUUUUUGAUAAAACUGAGGUCACUUGUGGCGGGAAAUGUGGCUUUUACUUUUAUACUUGAUGAUCCUUCUGGAAAUAGUUUUAUUGAGAACCCAUUGGCUCCAUCAUCAGAUCCCUUUCUGUCUGUUAGAUAUUAUGAAAGGACCAGCGAGCAACAGGCAUCACUGGGCUUUCUUGUUGAACCAUCUCUACAGGAAGAGACUGAAAGGCAGGUUGAUAGUGAAAAUCAUUCCAACAUAAGCCAAAAAGAGCCACAUGGUUCGGUUGGGGCUAUUUCUGGUCAGCGUGCAAUUGCCCAGGGUAAAACUGAGGAAGUUGCAGCAGCCUUGUGCAGAUAUUCUGCACCGGAAGAGGUUGAUACUUUACCUUCAACAUGUGGGGCAUGUGGGGCUAGCUGUGUCACUCGCUUUUACUCUACCAAAAUUCCAUAUUUCCGAGAAGUUGUUGUGAUGGCAAGUACAUGUGAUUUGUGUGGCUAUCGAAGUUCUGAGUUGAAGGCAGGAGGUGAGAUACCUGAAAGAGGGAAGAGAAUCACAUUGAGUGUGCAGAAUUUCGAGGAUCUUAGCCGAGAUGUGAUCAAGUCUGACAUGGCCAGCGUAAAAGUUCCUGAGCUUGAGUUGGAGCUUUCAAGUGGCACUUUAGGGGGAAUGGUUACAACAGUUGAGGGUCUCAUUACUCAAAUUAGUGAAAAUCUUGAGAGAGUACAUGGAUUUUCUUUGGGCGAUAGUACUGAUGACUGGAAAAGAAAUAAAUGGCAGGAUUUCAAGUCCAGGCUCAGCAUGCUUUUGAGUUUAGAAAAACCUUGGACGCUUAUAGUUGAUGAUGCACUGUCCAGUUCAUUUGUUUCUUUUGUCACCGAUUCCUUGGAGGAUGACAAGCAGCUUUCUGUGGAGGAGUAUGAAAGGACUUGGGAGCAGAACGAGGAGUUGGGUUUGAAUGACAUGGACACAUCACAAGCGGAUACAGCUUACAGAACAGAAGCAGCAGAACGUUGAUGUUCUUACCUUAGGAAAACCUUUCAUUGUCAUUAAAGUCAGGAAAUUUAACUGUCUGUUAGUGUCAGCCGCAUGCUCAUACAAAUAUAAUAACUUUAAAUAUGUUUCUACCUAAAUAAAAUUAUAUUAUUUUUAGUUUUAAUAUAGUUAAUUUAAAAGUA